UUGUGUACUUUUCAAAUAAUAAAUUAUUUGUUAACCGUUAUAUUUUUGUUCAGUUUUAGUUACUUUUAUCGCUAUCAUAACAGAUGUUCAUUUACUACAGAUCUCUUACAAAGCGCGAACGAUAAAUCCAAAGAUGUUAGACUCAUUUAAUUGUGUUGAUUAUUCUCUAAAUAAAGCCUUUUAUAAAAUUGGUUCAAUUGUUGGUCUCCAUCCCAAAUAUUUUAUUAUAACACCUGUAAUAGUGACUUUUAUAUGUAUCAUAGGAUUUCGAUACAUACAUUAUGAAAUUGAUCCAGAAUAUCUUUUUUCUCCAAUCAAUGGACCAGGAAAACAUGAACGAGCUAUAGUUGAACAAUUUUUUCGAAUGAAUUAUACUAAAUACUUUAAUUUGGGACGUAUAACGCGACCAGGUCGGUUUGGACAUGUCAUAGUAAUUUCAAAAGACGAUAAUCAAAAUAUGCUACGUAAAGAAGUUUGGGAAGAGCUUAGAUUACUCGAUACAUACAUAAAAAACUUUACCGUCAAUUAUGAAAAUGAAAGUUUUAAUUUUUCACGAAUAUGUGCUCGUUGGUUAGAUUACUGUUACGACAAUGAUAUUUUGAAUCUUGAAGAGCUUUUGGACGAUUUUGAACAGGGUAAUUUAAAUCUUACGUUUCCGGUCAUGUUCAAUCCAAUCACUUGGGACGCACAUAUUUUUCCUGUUUAUUUUGGCGGGAGUGUAGUAAAUGAAGAUUUUAUGAUUCAAUCCACACCAUCUGUUCAAAUGGGAUAUUUUUUAAGAGCAGAUUCACCUGCAGAGAAUGAGUUAGGUGCUAUUUGGGAGGAAGGCUUUUUAGACGUGGUUGGUAAUCUUGAAAGUAAUGGUACAUUUGAACACAUCAGUGUAGCACGUUUUGCUUCACGAACCCUCGAGUUGGAGUUCGAAGCCAAUACGAAGACCAUCAUUCCUUACUUUACUAGCACGUUUUUGAUAAUGGUUAUUUUUUCUGUGCUCACGUGCACGAUGCUGGACUGUGUUCGAAGCAAACCUUGGAUUGGAUUUUUUGGAAAUGUAUCGGCUGGAAUGGCAACAGUUUCUGCCUUCGGUCUUUGCUGCUUCAUUGGAAUAGAUUUCAUAGGAAUUAAUUUAGCAGCUCCUUUUCUCAUGAUAGGAAUUGGCAUCGACGAUACUUUCGUCAUGCUAGCCGCCUGGAGACGAACAAAUAUUAAAGAUUCUGUACCAGUUAGAAUGUCCAAAAUGUUGAGUGAAGCAGCAGUCUCUAUUACCAUAACUUCACUCACUGAUAUGGUAUCAUUUUUCAUUGGUAUUCUAUCAGUUUUUCCGUCCGUCCAAAUAUUUUGUAUAUAUUCUGGUUUCGCUGUGAUCUUUACAUUUGUUUAUCAUCUAACAUUCUUUGCUGGCUGCGUUGCUUUAAGCGGCUAUUGCGAGCAAGAUAAUUUGCAUAGUUUAAUUUGUUAUCCAGUUCAACCCCUGUCAAAAUCGAGUCAAAGGUCUUGGUUUUACAGAUUAUUUUGUUCUGGAGGAGUCAAUAAUGAUGACCCAAAUAAUCCAAUAGAUAAUACUGAACAUGGAUGUAUGAAAUGGUUUAGGGACUAUUUAGGAGCAGCAUUAAACAAUAUGAAAAUAAAGUAUUUAGUCUUAAUUACGUUUGGUGUUUACUUGGUUGGUGCUAUAUACGGCCUCACAAACAUAAAUGAAGGACUCGAUCGUCGGAAAUUAUCGAAAAAGGAUUCGUAUUCAAUAGUAUUCUAUGACCGAGAAGAACAUUACUUUCGGGAAUACCCCUACAGAAUUCAAGUGAUGAUAAGUGGUCAAUACGAUUACAGUGAUCCAAGUAUUCAAAUAGAAGUAGAAAAUUUGACCAGACGCUUGGAAGCGUCAGAUUAUAUAAGCAACGUUUUGUACACAGAGAGUUGGCUUCGCAGUUUUUUGAGUUCAUCGUCGCUUUAUGAUGGGUCCAUGAACGAAACGGUGGAUAUAAAAAAAAGUUUUAUAAAGGAAUUACGCGAUGAAUGGUUACAUCCAACGAGUCCAUUUUCGCUAGAUCUAAAAUUCAACAAAGAUAACGAUGAAAUAAUAGCUAGCCGUUUUUUGAUCCAAGCGGUGAAUAUAAGCGGCACUAAUCAGGAAAAAGAGAUGGUGAAAGAAUUGAGACAGAUAUGUUCGGAAUCGUCGUUGAAUGCAAGUGUUUUUCAUCCAUAUUUUGUAUUCUUCGACCAAUUCGAGCUAAUUAGACCGACAAGUAUUCAGUGUUUAAUAUUUGGAGCACUGAUUAUGAUGGUCAUUACAUUCCUCUUUAUACCGAAUGUUUUAUGUUGCUUUUGGGUGGCAUUUUGUAUUAUAUCCAUCGAAUGCGGAGUCGCCGGUUACAUGGCAUUGUGGGACGUAAGCUUGGACAGUAUCUCGAUGAUAAAUCUUAUCAUGUGCAUCGGUUUCAGCGUCGAUUUCACCGCGCACAUUUGUUACGCUUACAUGAGCUCGGAAAAAAUACACGCAAACGAUCGCGUGAGGGAGUGUCUGUACAACCUGGGCUUGCCGAUCGUGCAGGGGGCAUUUUCCACUAUUCUGGGUCUGCUGGCAUUGGUUCUUGCCGACACGUACAUAUUUUUAGUCUUUUUCAAGAUGGUCUUUCUCGUCGUUUUGAUCGGUUCGAUGCAUGGAUUAUUUUUAUUACCCGUUUUACUCUCUCUGUUUGGACCGGUUUCCAGGGCAAAAGUUACGACGAAUGAUCCUAAAAAGGACGAUUCAAUUUUACCGGAAUUGAAUACAGUGUGCAAAGAAUGUUCCUCGAAAAAAAUCGAAGAUUCGACACAAAACUGUUAA
Trichogramma pretiosum is the source of this 2824-nucleotide messenger RNA. RefSeq names its product patched domain-containing protein 3 (gene Ptr). Gene Ontology annotation, cellular component: plasma membrane; cytoplasmic vesicle membrane. The record is from RefSeq and is a predicted model, not a curated record. The coding region runs from base 134 to 2824 and encodes 896 amino acids. Lineage: Eukaryota; Metazoa; Arthropoda; Insecta; Hymenoptera; Trichogrammatidae. The transcript has 9 exons.